Molecule: messenger RNA, 2285 nt
Organism: Linepithema humile (Argentine ant)
Lineage: Eukaryota; Metazoa; Arthropoda; Insecta; Hymenoptera; Formicidae
Gene: ENGase
Product: Endo-beta-N-acetylglucosaminidase
Biological process (GO): protein deglycosylation
Cellular component (GO): cytoplasm
Molecular function (GO): mannosyl-glycoprotein endo-beta-N-acetylglucosaminidase activity
Source: RefSeq, a predicted model, not a curated record
GCAGCAAUGUGUUAUAAUGGUUAUAACGGCACAACUCCUUGUCGGCACUUGAUACAUGUGGUUAUGCUUGUUUUGUAAACAUCAAUGGAAAGAGAAAUAAGAAUAGCAUGAUUAGCGAUUAUCAUGGCCCUGUGUGCUUUCCGGUGAUAUCUACACAGGAAAUAUUGCACAGUGCAUUAUUAAGGAACUGAAGCACAAUGGAAUGCGGCAAUAGUAUGUCAGAAGGUACAGAAAUGGCAAGCAGUGUGGAGGCAAGGCCUUUUAAUACAUUGGCAGAAUUAUAUGAUGCUUUGGACAAUAGAUUAGUAGAAUUGCCAUUAGUGUACAACAAAGAGUUAGUAGAUUAUGUAUAUCGCGGUUCAGAAAUUAAUACACAAAAGAUUUCAUUGGAAAAAGUGUACAAAGAUGAACAACCCAGAACAUUAAUAUGCCAUGAUAUGAAAGGCGGUUAUCUUGAAGACAGAUUUAUAGGGGGUUCUACAUCUCACGAAUCUUAUGUAUUUUAUCACUGGAGUGUUGUGGAUACAUUUGUUUACUUUAGCCACCACUUUGUGACUAUUCCACCUUGCGGAUGGAUUAACGCAGCUCACCGGCAUGGUGUAAAAGUAUUGGGUACUGUGAUUACAGAAGGAAACAAUGACACUUGGGACACAAUUCUUAUGUCCCAAGAGAAUGCAAGAAAAUUUGCGAACGCUCUAAUAAAGAUUGCCAAGUAUUACCAGUUUGAAGGUUGGCUUUUGAACAUCGAAAAUAAGAUUAAACAGACGGAUAUAGAUAAUUUGAUUUACUUCGUUAAAUAUUUAACUGAGAAUAUUCACAAGGAGAUUGAAGACUCUGAGAUUAUCUGGUAUGAUAGUGUGACUAAUAAGGGCGAACUAAAUUGGCAAAACGAACUCAAUAACAAUAACAAAGAUUUUUUUUUGCAUUGCGAUGGUAUAUUUUUAAAUUAUAAUUGGACGGAAUCACGACUCAGUAAUAGUUGCAUAUGUGCAAGAGAAUUAAAUCGCGAUAUCAAAGAUAUUUACGUAGGAUUGGAUGUGUGGGGAAGAGGAUGUCCAGGUGGAGGCGGAUUUAACUCUGCAUAUGCGUUGGAUUUGAUACGAAAGAAGGAUCUUUCUGUAGCUAUCUUUGCACCGGGUUGGACACACGAGUACUUUGGUCCACGUACUUUUCAGGUGCUAGAAGAUUUAUUUUGGGCUCAACUAUUCCCAUACUUAUACGUACAUGUGCCUAUUUACGAAAACGAAACAUUUAAAAGUUCUUUUUGUCGAGGCUCUGGUAUCUGUUAUUAUUAUAACGGCGAGGAACAUUUCGAACCGUACAUGAUAAAUGGUGAAAGCAUUCGUGGAAAGAAAACAUUUUAUAAUUUGCGAAUACAGCAACCGCAGCUCUCAGUUCCCGUGCCACAUCUGCAAUUUACGCGAUCCAUAGAACGAACUCUUCCCGAAGCCGAUAAUGAUAAUAAUGAUAAAGAUGAUAAAAAAGAGGAUGUUAAGAAGCCACGGAUAGAAAAGAUUUACGAAAAUAGUAAGAACAUUGUACGAAUUUGUGGCAAUAUCGUCAAUUUCGAAAACAAAUUGCCCAAUUCCUACAUUAAUACUUUUGAAUUCUGCGAUCGAUUUUCUUACAAAGGCGGCGGAUGCUUGAAAUUGAUCACCAGAAAUCACAGAUUGUAUCAUAGAUUAUUUUUGAUUCACAUGAAUUUGGAACAAGACAUUCAAGCGAUUGUCAUUUACGCAGAAACCGAGACUGGUGUCUUGCUGAAUACAUUUCGUGAGGAUCCUAUUCUGAUUUUGGGUAACGAAAGCGGCUUAAAAUCGAUUCUACCUUACAAUUCCAUUAGAAUGGAUGCCAAAUGGAGGAAAUGCACUUAUUUGACGAACUUGAGGACCGUGAAUGAGAUUGGUGUGGCCUUCCUAAGAGAGUGCGAUUGCUAUCUGGGUGAGAUUGUUUUGGAGAAGAAGGAUCAGCAGUUUGAUAAUUAUGAUCCUACGUAUGUCACCAGUCGAAUCAGUGAUUACAACAUUCAAUAAUUUGCUUGGAAUUCCAUAGAGCACAAGCGCGAUCAUUGACAGUCACAUCAGUCGAUAACUAUCAACAGUUAUAAUUAAUCUAUCUAUCAAAAUCUAUCUAACAUAUACAAAAUAUUUUUUACGCAAUUUUGUAAUUACGUAAUUUUUUAAGGUUUCUCCAAAUUCAAGAAACGAGGCAAAUUUAUCAAAGAUAGUUUUUUAUCUAUAUUUUUAUAAAGAUACUUCAUGUAUAAUAAAAUAUAAAAUUGUGAA